AUUACUAAAUAUAAAACGUAUUUAAAUUCAAUUUCUUCUAAUAGUUUAACACCACUUGAGGUUGGUGAGUUAAAAUUAAAAACAGAAAAGAUUAAACGGCUUUCGGAUUAUUUUGAAGAGUUGCAAAAUCGAAUAGAAGUUGUAAAUUCAGAUAAUAUGUCAUUAGAGCUUACUGAACGCGAUAACAUUGAACAAGAUUUAAUGAUAACAAUUGCUACAGGCUUACAUCUCAUAGAUUCUAAUGAAAGCAUCUUGAACUCAAGUCGGCCUCACGCGUCACGCGACGAGCGCGGUGACCAUUCGACUUCUAUUGUUUGUCAUCACGAUAACCACGACAUGGGUUUCAAGCUUCCUGAAAUUCAAAUUUCUAAAUUUGAGGGUCACUUCUUCAGAUGGUUGGAUUUCAGAGACAACUUUUUAUCUUUAAUUCACAACAACGAUCGAAUAAAACCAAUUCAUAAGUUUCACUAUUUACGACUUUAGGUCAACCGACCGACCACUGGGACACGCUUGUAAUUUAUAUCAUGUCAUCAAAAUUAGACAACAAUACUAUAGGGAAGUGGGAAGAGCGUCGUAAUAAUUUUGACGAAGUACCUACUCUAAAGCAAUUUAAUAAAUUUUUAUCUGAUCGUGCGGAUGUCUUAGAAACUUUAAAUAGAAACAAAAAUGACAAAUUGAAGCAACUACCGCGGCCAAUGACUAGUUCAAUACGCAACUACAACAACUACAAAAACUACAACAAUAGCAAUAAUAAUAAUGAAUUAAAAUCUUUUGCAGCUACUUUUAAUACAAAUUCUUACCGCUGUUCCGUAUGCAAGAAUCAUCAUCGUAUCUACGACUGUCCCAUAUUUUUGGCUAAGAGUGUGGGGGAGCGCAAGACCGAUGUCUCAAGAUUAAGGUUAUGUUUUAAUUGUUUGCGUGGCUCUCACUCUCUUCGUUUCUGCAGGUCUGGAUCAUGUCGUACAUGUAAUGAAUUACAUAAUACUCUUUUAUGCACUAUUUCAAACAAACAUGAUUCAGUCCCGACAUCCAAUAGAACAACUAAAAAUACAACUCUCAAUGUACCAAAUAACAACGUAGUCAAUUGCUCCACGUCCAUACAAAAUACUAAUCAAAUUAUUUUAUCCACUGCUUUGAUUACAGUGACGAAUCCGAAAACAAAUCAAAUCGAAAAGGUCAAGGCUCUCCUUGACUGUGGGAGUCAAUCUACAUUUAUAAGUCAAUCUUUGAAACAAAAACUAUCACUCGAUUCAGAGCCUAUUAAUACAAUAAAUAUAAUAGGUAUCGGCAACACCAGUUGCGAUGAAGUCACAGAAACUUGUACACUACAAUUAGGUUCAAUAAACAAAGAUUUCAAUAUUCAACUUACCUGUUAUGUUAUGAAGCAACUAACAGGUCAAAUUCCUAAAAUACCUAUCAACAUUCAACAACUACAAAUACCUACUGACAUACAGUUAGCAGAUCCAACUUUUGAUCAGCCAGCUCCGAUUGAAGUUUUGAUUGGUGCCGAUAUUUUUUGGGACAUCUUGGGUUGUGAGCAACAUUCUUUCGGCCCCAAUAAUCCUAAAUUAAGAAGUUCUAAGUUCGGACGGUUAGAACAAUGGUUCCUAGCGAACGAAAUAAACGAUACCGACGACAAGUCGGGUGUGAAGCGCCGGGCGAUCUUACUAAGCAGCUUAGCGGAAACGACGUUUAAACUCAUAAGGGAUUUAGCACUACCUAAUGAGGUUGGAUCUCUCUCAUACCAGCAAGCGGUAUCUUUCAUGGUGCCCGGCAAGAACACAGUGAGUCCAUUAGCGAGUGGGCUGCCCGUGUACGUGGUUUAG
This is a messenger RNA of Bicyclus anynana (squinting bush brown), 1826 nucleotides long. RefSeq lists its product as uncharacterized. The transcript is spliced from 4 exons. The coding region runs from base 525 to 1826 and encodes 433 amino acids. The record is from RefSeq and is a predicted model, not a curated record. NCBI's taxonomy places the organism in Eukaryota, Metazoa, Arthropoda, Insecta, Lepidoptera, Nymphalidae.